CAUUGAUAAAAUGCUAUUGUGUUCAUUGUUCAUAGCUUAUGCCUGCCCAUACCAUAACCCCACCGCCACCAAGUGGCACUCUGUUCACAACGUCAACAUCAGCAAACCAUUUACCCACACGGCACCAUACAUGUGGUCUGCAGUUGUGAGGCUGGUUGAAGGUACUGCCAUAUUUUUGGGUUCUUUUUUUUAUUUCAGCUCAUGAAACAUGGGACCAACACUACAUGUUGUUUUAUAUUUUUGUUCAGUGUAUUUAAAGUCUAGCCAACUUGGAUCUAUUUGCUUGCUAACGAGGCAAAACAGUUGAACUGUUAUGUAUACACCUUCCUGUCCGUCUCCAACUGAACAGCAUGCUAGCCUGUCCACAGAUGUUGAAGUCAAAUGGCCUACCCAGAUAAGAAGAUGCCCAGUUCUCAGAAUGAGAACGAGUUGCCAAUUCCUGAUAUAAAUGAGUCUUUAUGCUCAUUGCACAGUUCUAAAUCACAGACUAGACAGCUAGCACUUAAGUCAAAAAUUCUGCUAGUGGUACCGCAAUGCCACGCGCGACAGAAACCGAGCAUUCAUUUUCCACAAUCAUGUUCAUUGAUACUCAUUUUAGCAGGGUCUGCUGUGUUCUGUAUUUUGGGUAUCGUUAGAACGGUUUAGUUCUCCUUUAUUACAGUAAAAUAAUGUCUAAGCGUUUCGGUGUCCAUAUGACCCAUUCUGUUGGACCAAUCCUUAAAUGCAAAUAUUGAGUUUAAACUAACUGCUUGUUGUCAGAGAGGAGUAAUCUUUCAUUGUUGUGAGUGGGAGGGACUUGGUGUCUUUGUGAGAUGGAAGGUACACUGUGGGAGGGGCUUGGGGUCUGUGUGAGAUGGAAGGUACACAGUGGGAGGGGAUUGGUGUCUAAGAGAUGGAAGGUACACUGUGGGAGGGGCUUGGGGUCUGUGUGAGAUGGAAGGUACACUGUGGGAGGGCCUUGGGGUCUGUGUGAGAUGGAAGGUACACACUGGGAGGGGCUUGGGGUCUGUGUGAGAUGGAAGGUACACUGUGCAGAAGGGGCUUGGGGUCUGUGUGAGAUGGAAGGUACACUGUGCAGAAGGGGCUUGGGGUCUGUGUGAGAUGGAAGGUACACUGUGGGAGGGCCUUGGGGUCUGUGUGAGAUGGAAGGUACACACUGGGAGGGGCUUGGGGUCUGUGUGAGAUGGAAGGUACACUGUGCAGAAGGGGCUUGGGGUCUGUGUGAGAUGGAAGGUACACUGUGGGAGGGCCUUGGGGUCUGUGUGAGAUGGAAGGUACACACUGGGAGGGGCUUGGGGUCUGUGUGAGAUGGAAGGUACACUGUGCAGAAGGGGCUUGGGGUCUGUGUGAGAUGGAAGGUACACUGUGCAGAAGGGGCGAAGGCGAGACCAAAAAUACUUUUUUUAAGUAUCUUGAUUCUUGCGAUACAGGCAUUUGGAACAUUGUGCUAAAACACAAAUUAAUUUGAUAUAUCGCCCAGCCCUACACAAACGUGUUGUCACUGAAAAAUACUGUCGGCUGCAACUGUUAAAACAGUGUACAGUAAGUGUGAAUUUAGCAUUUGUGAAAUUAUUUUGAUUUGAUAUGAAAGUAUGUUUCCAGAAUUACCGCAAUUGAGAAUUGUUUCAUGUUUAGAUGGAGUUUUUGGCUAUCAGAGAAUGGUUGAUUGUCAAUGAGAAUGAAUUCCAUUAUCUUGACUUUAAUGGAUUAUGCCUUUGAGUUGCCUCACUGAAAUUGUCUUACUCUUUCAAAUGACUGCUCAAUGUUGGCAUUUUUAGCUAAUAUCAGCCCAUUCCGAUAUGUUCACCAAUUUAUAUAGUGCUUCCCUAAUUUGUAUUAUUAUUGUUGGGCAUAAGACUGUAAAAAUACCAGCAAAUCAACUCCAAGAGAGAAACAUUUUGUAAAUCUGUUCCAAAGUAUUCCCACGCAUAAUAGAGAUACUGUAUGUGAUCAUAUACAAAAAUGGAAUGAAUGUUUUAAUUCAGAUAUUAUAUCUGUUUGGGUCUCUUGCAGUCGGUCCGGCCCCCUGACCAUCCCCUCAAAAUAAUGUUUUUCCCCACAGCUGAAUCUACUUGAUGAUCCCUAGCAUAGAGGAAACCUAACAUGGCUGAAUCUACUUGAUGAUCCCUAGCAUAGAGGAAACCUAACAUGGCUGAAUCUACUUGAUGAUCCCUAGCAUAGAGGAAACCUAACAUGGCUGAAUCUACUUGAUGAUCCCUAGCAUAGAGGAAACCUAACAUGGCUGAAUCUACUUGAUGAUCCCUAGCAUAGAGGAAACCUAACAUGGCUGAAUCUACUUGAUGAUCCCUAGCAUAGAGGAAACCUAACAUGGCUGAAUCUACUUGAUGAUCCCUAGCAUAGAGGAAACCUAACAUGGCUGAAUCUACUUGAUGAUCCCUAGCAUAGAGGAAACCUAACAUGGCUGAAUCUACUUGAUGAUCCCUAGCAUAGAGGAAACCUAACAUGGCUGAAUCUACUUGAUGAUCCCUAGCAUAGAGGAAACCUAACAUGGCUGAAACAAGAGUCAUGACCCUCCUAUGUUCAUCUCUAUCUCCACCAUUGUGUAACAUUAUCUUGUUGUGUAGCAGUGUCUGCCUGGUGAUGAUGACAUGUGUUUGUGCAGCACACACGGUUUGUUCAGGAGUGUAAGGACGCGGAGCCGGAGGUGCUGUUUAUAGGAGACUCCAUGGUGCAGCUAAUGCAGCAGUACGAGAUCUGGCGGGAGCUUUUCUCUCCACUGCACGCGCUCAACUUUGGAAUCGGGGGAGACACCACCUGUAAUGUGCUGUGGAGGCUGCAGAAUGGAGAACUGGACAACAUCAGGCCCAAGGUGACGGUGGUGUGGGUAGGAACCAACAAUCACGAGCACUCAGCUGAGCAAGUUGCAGGGGGAAUCCUUGCAAUUGCACAGCUGCUCACCUCCCGUCUUCCAAAGACUAAGGUUGUUGUUCUGGGUCUGUUGGCACGGGGUGACGGGCCCAACCCGCUGCGGGAGAAGAAUGCGGCGGUGAAUGGCUUCCUGCGCUCCUGGCUGCCGCGGCUGGGCCAGGCCCAGUUCCUGGACGUGGGGGCGGGCUUUGUGCACUCUGACGGGACCAUCUCCACACGGGACAUGUUUGAUUUCCUGCACCUGACGGCGGCGGGCUACCGGGCCAUCGCCAAGCCCCUCAGUGACCUACUGCUGCAGAUACUGGAUGAGACGCCUGAGGAGAAGAGGGCCUCGCUGGUCUGAGGGCCACACCCCAGGGGCCACACAGCCAGGGACAUGCUUCACUGACUCCCUCCUUCUGUUGGGGAGUAGCUGGAAGUUCCCCCAAACCACUAUUCUAGGGUCUUGUCCUAGAUCUGUGGUUAGGGGUGACUUCUACCUGGAGUCUCUACUGGGAACAGGGGAGAGGGGAAAGUCAGGGGUGAGGCAUGCUCCUGUCUGGGGAAGGGGUCAGAUCAAGAUUUGUCACUCACAUGAGGGGGCUGGGCCAAGCAGAGAGAAUGGGCACUCACAUGUGAGUGGAACUGAAACUACAGGAGGGAGAGUGCAUGGGAUCAUGUGCAUGUGUGUGGGGUGACUGUGUGGAGAGAGUCAACAACUUCCAGAGAGAAAUACAUACAUGCUGUAGCAGCAACAGUAGCACUUGUGGUCAGAGAGAUCUGAUAGUGGGAGGAUAGAGAGAGAGAUGGGACAUUUCUGAAGUACACCUGCACAAGCAUUAUAGAGAGGCCAAUGGCACACAUGCAUAGACCCCCCCAAAAUUUUUUUUUAAAAUAAAACCACACUGUAGUAGACUGUAAAAUGUUGAGUUUUGCCAUAUGAAAUGUAAAGUAGCUUCCUACUCGGUCAUAGCUUAGCUGCACAGUAAUAAGCACUCCGAUGCGUUCUCUCUCAGAAAUCAGUUUGAGUUGGCUCCAUUUGCCCCAACAGACUUUUUAAAAGCUCUAAAUUACCAUCUGAGGACCAACUGCAAAAUAUUCUCUCCUCCCCCUCUCUCUGCUUUGACACACACACACAGCAGUGAAGUCAAAGCUACCUUCCCGUAAUGGCCUUCUGCCAUACACACACUGUCAGACACUGCCUCUCUUACACAUAGAAAAAACUGUAACUAAAAUCCCUGCACUUUCUCUCUCCUGCUCACUCUCGCCACUCUUCAUUUUUGUCCUUAUUUUGUCUUGUUGUGUAGUAUACAGAACCCCCACCCAGCCCUGGCCACACUACCACCUGCCUCCUAACACAUGACAUUGUCGCAGGACGACUUAAACAGUAGCAUCAUGAUAAAGCUAUUGACACACAACAUUGAUUGAAUUUACUAGUCUACUACACUAAAAAAACUACCACAGGUCACAUAGAGAAUGUCAUGUGUUUGACCUUUCAACCCUGUUUUGUUUCCUGGUGCAGUUGAACUGAAGUGGUUAGAGGUCCUCUUGCUGAGCAUCGACUGCUCUCAUGUUAUAACCGUCUACACGUAUUCUUCUUGCGCUAUGUUGAUCUACAUUCUGUACACGCGUGUGUGAGUAAACCUUGAACAUAGCUGGAGGUGAGAAGUGUGUAUGUCACUUAUGUUUGAGUCUGUGCAUUGGUUGUAUGACUGUUUAGAAAUGGCCCAUUUGUAUAUAAUACAUAUAUAUGUGUGUGUGAAGCUUGGAUAGAUGGCCUUGUGUUGCGAAUGUGGUAGUGUUUGUAAGAGAAUGACCAUUAGUGAGCAUCUGUAUUUGGUGCAAACUGCACUAUAUCUGGCUUAUUGUCACAUGCUGAGAAGACGGCGCAUUCCAAUAAAGGACCAUGGAUGUA
Oncorhynchus kisutch (coho salmon) is the source of this 4783-nucleotide messenger RNA. Its product is annotated as platelet-activating factor acetylhydrolase IB subunit beta. The coding region runs from base 2687 to 3232 and encodes 181 amino acids. Lineage: Eukaryota; Metazoa; Chordata; Actinopteri; Salmoniformes; Salmonidae. Gene Ontology annotation, molecular function: platelet-activating factor acetyltransferase activity. The transcript is spliced from 5 exons. Gene Ontology annotation, cellular component: cytoplasm. The record is from RefSeq and is a predicted model, not a curated record.